This is a messenger RNA of Volvox carteri f. nagariensis, 1782 nucleotides long. RefSeq lists its product as uncharacterized. NCBI's taxonomy places the organism in Eukaryota, Viridiplantae, Chlorophyta, Chlorophyceae, Chlamydomonadales, Volvocaceae. The coding region runs from base 1 to 1782 and encodes 593 amino acids. The record is from RefSeq and is a predicted model, not a curated record. The transcript is spliced from 9 exons.
AUGCCGUUUUGCGUGUACUUCGGUGAAGGGGGCGGAAUGUUGAAGGGCAAUGUGGCGUUGAGUCUUCAUUGCUGCAGCGCAGUGACAGCUCAUGGCGAAGCAUGGACAUGGGGCGAUGGCAAGGGCGGAAAGCUCGGGCACGGGACGGCACAGCACGUCCACUCGCCGCAUCGAGUGGAAAGCCUGGUGGGCCGUGCAGCUGUACGGCAGGUGGCCCUGGGCGAUACCCACACGCUGUUUGUGGACCAGUCCGGGGGGUUGUGGGCCUGUGGCGAGAACAAGGAGGGUCAAUGCGGGCUGGGUACGCCGUUGGAGGUCAUUGCGACCCAGCACCGGCGUGCCUUCUACGACACAUUUCGGGCGUUGAAGGAAACCGUUGCAGCGGAGCCCCGCGCCAGCCGGGAGCAGCGGGCUCGGCAAGCGAUCCACUCACUCAUGAGUGCUCCAGGGAGCGGGUCGCCGGCGCAUACGACACACUCGUCGUACGGCCACGGUAGCGGUGCCGUACACCAGCACCAGUGGGGCCCCGACAGGACAGCGAGCGGCUGGAGGCCGCUAGCGGCGGCGGGCCGCGGCGGCGGCGGCGGAUCCGGCGAUGGCAUUGUCGGAGUGUCCGUGUCUGGCGCCCGUUCCUCUCUGCACUUUGGCGGUCUGGAUUUCGAGGGCGCAUUCGCGGGCAGCGGCAUUCAGCCUGGGCAGCAGGCCACACCGCUGCGGAUAGGCCGGGACCAGCACCCCCUAUGGGCUGCUGCUGCUGCGGCGGCGGCGGCGACGGGGACAACGACUCCAAUGACAAUGGGACACGGAGGAGUCGAUGCCUCCAUGCGAGUUGUGCUGCCCAGCGGGCUGGAAAGGGAGAUCGUCGUGGGGGUGGCUGCUAGCAAGUACUUUUCUGCGGCUCUGACAGAGGCGGGUGAGGUGUGGACAUUUGGUGCCUGUUACAACGGGUCCUUGGGGUCCCAUAGCAGCUGGAGUACCUCGGCGCAGAAGGUAUCCGGUAGUUUGGCGGCCGUGUUGGAGGACAGCGGGGGUGCGAGGCGGGUUGUUUCGGGCGGCAGCUUCUGCGCCGCCCUGACCGCGUCGGGGCGCGUGGUCGUGUGGGGCAAGGUGCCGGGGGGCGAGACAGAGGGAGGGAGCUCCAACAGUGCUGAAGCUGGCAGUAGCAGCACUGUGGAUAGCGGUAGUGGCAGCAGCAGUAGCGGUGGCAGUAGCAGAGGCUGUUCGUUGGGUUUGACCGAGCGCGGCGUCGACAUCGUGCAAGGUGGCCGGGUGGUUGUAGGGGUAAUUCCUGACCUCCCGCCCAUUCUUCAUAUCGCCGCCGGGCUCCAGCAUCUGCUGCUAUCGGACGGUCACCGGGUUUGGAUGGUGGGUCGGACGCUAGACGCCUCCGGCGCCGUCGCGUCGACGGCGUCGUGGCGGCGGCCCAACCUGGUGCUGACGCUGCCCGUCGGGGAUGCUGUACGGCAGCUCGUGGCGGGAAUGCACAGCUCCGCCGUGGUUUCGGAGCUCGGGGAGGUCUGGAUCUGGGGCCGGUUGCUAGAUCGUCACCAUGCGGACAGCAUCGCGAGGCGCCAUCCGAACCUGGCGUACGACAGCAGUGGAGACGGCGGCGUCGCCGGCGGCGAUUGGCCGACGGAGGUGGCGCCGCCGCGGCAUAAAGACGACGUCCUGUGGCACUGGCCUGGCUUUGGCGGGAAGGCGCCGGCAAAACUGGACGGCUUGGGGGGCCCUGUGCGCGCCCUGGCGCUCGGCGGCUGGCACGCCUUGGCGGUGGUGGAGUGA